UGCGUCUGGAAAUGGUGCUUAGUUGGCGGGUGCACUUGCUAACUGGAGGGUGUGCUCUGGGGCAUGCCAUUCUGGGUGUGGGUAUGAAUCUGUGUCUGAUUCCUUCCUUUGUUUCCUGCAGGGCUGGUUCUUGUGCUGAGACACCACUAUGCAGGUGCUGCCUACAAACUGGUGUGUUAUUUCACCAACUGGGCACAUAGCCGACCAGGCCCUGCCUCAGUCUUGCCCCGUGACCUGGACCCCUUUCUCUGCACCCACCUGAUAUUUGCUUUUGCCUCAAUGAACAAUAGUCAGAUUGUUGCUAAGGAUCCCCAGGAUGAAAAAAUUCUCUACCCAGAGUUCAACAAACUCAAGGAGAGGAACAGGGAGCUGCAAACACUACUGUCCAUUGGGGGCUGGAACUUUGGCACCUCCAGGUUCACCACUAUGUUGUCCACAUUCGCCAACCGUGAAAAGUUUAUUAAUUCAGUCAUAUCCUUCCUGAGGAGACAGGACUUCGAUGGUCUCGACCUUUUUUUCUUGUAUCCUGGACUAAGAGGCAGCCCCAUGCGUGAUCGGUGGACUUUUGUCUUCUUAAUCGAAGAGCUCCUGUUGGCCUUCCAAAAGGAGGCACAGCUCACCAUGCGCCCAAGGCUGCUGCUCACUGCUGCUGUCUCUGGAGUCCCACACAUCAUCCAAACAUCGUAUGAUGUGCGCCUUCUAGGAAGAUUCCUGGAUUUCAUCAAUGUCUUGUCUUAUGACUUUCAUGGGAGUUGGGAAAAGUUCACAGGACAUAAUAGCCCCCUGUUCUCUCUUCCUGAAGACCCCAAAUCUUCGGCAUACACUAUGAAUUAUUGGAGAAAGCUUGGGGUGCCCUCAGAGAAGCUCAUCAUGGGGUUACCCACCUAUGGACGUACCUUUCACCUCCUCACAGCCUCUAAGAAUGGGUUGCAGGCCAGAGCAAUGGGACCAGCAUCUCCAGGGAAGUACACCCAGCAGCCUGGCUUCCUGGCUUAUUAUGAGGUUAUUUUGGAGCAAUUCCAAGACGUCUUCUACUACAGAUUUGCUCCUUUGUCCAGGGAGCGAAGAAGCACUGGAUUGAAUAUCAGUAUGUCCCAUAUGCCUACAAGGGGAAGAAGUGGGUUGGCUAUGAUGAUGCCAUCAGCUUCAGUUACAAGAGUCCAGCUCAACUCCUUUACCACAAUUUUGGCUCUCACCUGCUGUGAAUUCUUCAAGAACUGACCAUGAAAGCCUGGCUGUGACCGAGGCAUUGACCACCGAUAUUAAGAUUUUGCCCCCAGGAGGAGAGGCUGUGGCCACUGAGAUUCA
Galeopterus variegatus (Sunda flying lemur) is the source of this 1308-nucleotide messenger RNA. RefSeq names its product oviduct-specific glycoprotein-like. The transcript has 10 exons. Gene Ontology annotation, molecular function: chitin binding; chitinase activity. Gene Ontology annotation, biological process: carbohydrate metabolic process; chitin catabolic process. The record is from RefSeq and is a predicted model, not a curated record. The coding region runs from base 280 to 1221 and encodes 313 amino acids. Lineage: Eukaryota; Metazoa; Chordata; Mammalia; Dermoptera; Cynocephalidae. Gene Ontology annotation, cellular component: extracellular region.